GCCAUCGUUAGUUUCCCAUCUGGAUCUUCCCUUUUGGUCGCUUCCUCUCCAGAGAAGAAGAAAACCCCUUUCACUUCCCCUCUUCAUAACUCCAUACGAAUCGAAAUCGAUAUCGAUAUCGAUAUCGAAAAACCUCUUCCAUGACAACGUACGGGACGAUACCAACAGGGCCUUCGGGGGUAGAGUUCAUCUCGACAGCCAAAGAGAGAAUCAAAUCAGGGCUAGGAACUCGACGACCAUGGAGGGAGAUGAUCCAUCGCUAUGCCUUCGCCGUACCUCCCAACGUCAGCGAAGCCCUUGUUCGUGGCAGAACCAACGUCGCUUACUUCCGGAUGAACUACACCAUCAUAGUCCUCUUGAUCCUCUUCCUCAGCCUACUCUGGCACCCUAUAUCUCUGAUAGUGUUUAUCGCAAUGAUGGCUGCUUGGUUAUUCCUAUAUUUCCUGCGUGAUCAGCCUCUGGUUAUAGCCGGAAGAACAAUGGAUGACCGUGUGGUGUUGAUUGUGUUGGCGGUGGUCACGAUUGUUGCCCUCUUGUUGACCCAGGCCACGCUCAACAUUAUCGUGUCUCUGUUGAUAGGAUUGGCGGUGGUGUUGGUUCAUGCGUCCUUCAGGAAGACAGAAGAUCUUUUCUUGGAUGAAGAAUCAAUGGGUUCUGAUGGGAAUGGCCUCACACGUCCUCUCUCUGCAUCUUCCUCUUAGUAGCUUACUCUCGCUUCGUCCUUCGGUUCUUCAGUCUUGGCCUCUCAGGAACACAAACGGUCUGUCAACCAUUCUUCUUAGGUCACCUUUUCCUCUCUUAUUUUUCAGUAGAAGACCACACCAUACCAGAACAAGUAAAGUCAUUAGAAAGGUUUUUUUUUUUUUUUUUUUUUUUUGGGUGGUGAUGGUUCUUUUGUAUGGUGUGAUUGAUUGAUAGAUAGAUUGUCUGCUCUUUUUUGUAUGAUAAUUGUAGUAAAGAACUGUUUUGUUCGUCUUCUUUGCUGGGAGAGGCUGGGGAAUUGGUCAGCUGACCUAGGCUUCUGUAUUGAAGGAGGGAUUAGGUUUGAUUGGGUUGUUGGAGAUUUGGUUUGGUAACAUUCGAGAUCAGAUGUUUGACCAAUUAAUAGCAAAAAUAUAACUUUUCUGUGGAUUUA
Messenger RNA from Macadamia integrifolia, 1135 nucleotides. Its product is annotated as PRA1 family protein F3-like. Gene Ontology annotation, cellular component: endoplasmic reticulum; Golgi apparatus. The record is from RefSeq and is a predicted model, not a curated record. The transcript has a single exon. Gene Ontology annotation, biological process: vesicle-mediated transport. Bases 141 to 701 code for a protein of 186 amino acids. Lineage: Eukaryota; Viridiplantae; Streptophyta; Magnoliopsida; Proteales; Proteaceae.